ACGCAGACGGUGCCGAGUUGGAUGUUGGGUGUGCUGGCUGCUAUUGUGCCGCUGGUUGUGAUUUUGUUUACGUCGAUUUUCGUCAAGAGGAGUGUGUUUGAUGCGCACAUGUCGACGUUGGGCCUCGCAGUGUCAUUAGUCUUCACCCUGAUCUUCACACAGAUCGUAAAGAUCGCCGUCGGAAGUCUGAGGCCAGACUUUCUGGCGAGAUGCCAGCCGGUCUGGAAGUACGACGACAUGCUAACAGUCACUAUGGUGGACAGAUGCACGGGCGACGCAGGAGACAUCAAGGAAGGACGGAAGAGUUUUUUCAGUGGGCAUUCAAGCAUGGCAUGGAGCGGCUUGGGCUUCCUGGCCAUCUACCUCGCCGGCCGCCUCAAUCUCGACCGCAAACCUUUGGCACCGAAAUACGCCGUCGUCACGAUCCCGAUCGUAGUUGCCCUCCUGAUUUCAAUCUCCCGCGUAGACGAUUACUGGCACAGAUGGGAAGACGUCGUUGUGGGAGCCGUCGUCGGAGCCACCAUCUCCGCCUGGUCAUACAGCUAUCACUGCACGAUAGCCGAAUCGGUCGUAACCGGCGACGACAGGUCGGCAUCUGGAAUCGAUGAUACACAUUCUUCCCAGCAUCGCGGAAGCACGUUGACCCAGGAGGGCUCGCACGAAAGGCUGCGACCUGGCGCGAGGGUAUCGUCCCACCGACAAUCCACUGGCGAUGUGAACAUUGCCGUCGACGACGAGAGUCAGACGGCGGGAGGAAACAUCAGGCAGAACAAUCGCCUCGAACAACGUAACGGCUCUUUCUUCAGAUCUUGA
Fimicolochytrium jonesii is the source of this 813-nucleotide messenger RNA. RefSeq names its product phosphatidic acid phosphatase type 2/haloperoxidase. The record is from RefSeq and is a predicted model, not a curated record. Gene Ontology annotation, molecular function: phosphatidate phosphatase activity. Gene Ontology annotation, biological process: phospholipid metabolic process. The annotation marks the transcript as partial. Lineage: Eukaryota; Fungi; Chytridiomycota; Chytridiomycetes; Spizellomycetales; Powellomycetaceae. The transcript is spliced from 3 exons.